UCAUUUCGAAAUAAUGAUGGAACCAAAUAAUAGCGAAUAUGAGAAUAAUUCUUAUAUUACAUUUUUCGGACCCGUGGGGAUGGCUUUUUAUGACAACGGCCAGGUCUUAGAAGAUAGCCUCACAGUCAAAAUCAUAUUGAGUAUUAUACUGGCUGUUAUAAUGAUUCUGAGUUUAAUCGGAAAUGGUUGUACUUGUGCUGUGAUCGCUCGCAAUCGUUCUAUGCGAACUCCGACUAACUGCUAUUUAUUCAACCUUGCAAUUACCGACCUGUUCAUGGCUUUAUUUGUGCCAAUAGACAUUUACAUCAUUUGGAUCCCUGAAUUCUACCCAUUGGGGGAAGUGGGCUGCCGUCUGCAUUUCGUGCUGUGGGAUUGUCUUAGUAAUUGUAGCCUGCUGAUUAUAACCGCGUUUACCGUCGAACGAUAUCUGGUCAUCACCAGGCCAUUUCUUCGACAGAAAUUGUCCCUUAAUUCGCGUGUCUUCAAACUGGUCGGUGUUAUAUGGUUCGUGUCCUGCAGCUUUUGCAUACCGGACCUCCUGUAUAUCGAUAUGAUUGAAGAGAAGAAAUAUGUAUUUUGCUACGUAGCAAUGUCGCACAUCGUGAGUGUAUUUGUGGCAGCCGAGAUCUUUGUUUUCUACGUGAUACCAAUGACGAUUAUUAUAAUAUUGUACAUAUUAAUAACGAUAGAGUUAAAGUUCAAAAAGAAACUUCGGAGCAGUCCCGCCAGCAAUGGACAACAAAACAGAGAUAAAGCGGUCAUAAUGUUAGCGGCUGUAGCUCUUUCGUUUUUUCUGUUCUGGUCACCAUACUGUUACCUGCGCAUCAUGUUGAUUUGGCCCGGUGUUUAUGAGAAGCAUUAUAAUGCAUGGAAAAUAGUGAAUUAUUUAUGCUACAAUUCGUACGCAUCGAGCGCCUUAAACCCGAUCCUAUAUAGUCUCAUGUCACGGAAAUUUCGACGUGCGUUCAAGGAUUUUUUCACUAGACGAAAACCAGACAGUACCAAUCGGAAUGAUAUAGCCAAGGCUUCUUUGAGCAAAAAUGAAACUAAAUUGGAACUAAAGAUGUAG
This is a messenger RNA of Bombyx mandarina (wild silkworm), 1069 nucleotides long. It is a transcript of the gene NGR-A2, whose product is annotated as neuropeptide receptor A2. Gene Ontology annotation, molecular function: neuropeptide receptor activity. NCBI's taxonomy places the organism in Eukaryota, Metazoa, Arthropoda, Insecta, Lepidoptera, Bombycidae. Gene Ontology annotation, biological process: neuropeptide signaling pathway. The record is from RefSeq and is a predicted model, not a curated record. Gene Ontology annotation, cellular component: plasma membrane.